Messenger RNA from Oncorhynchus keta (chum salmon), 5664 nucleotides. It is a transcript of the gene rab11fip1b, whose product is annotated as RAB11 family interacting protein 1 (class I) b. NCBI's taxonomy places the organism in Eukaryota, Metazoa, Chordata, Actinopteri, Salmoniformes, Salmonidae. The transcript has 7 exons. Gene Ontology annotation, molecular function: small GTPase binding. Bases 143 to 4882 code for a protein of 1579 amino acids. Gene Ontology annotation, cellular component: intracellular membrane-bounded organelle. The record is from RefSeq and is a predicted model, not a curated record. Gene Ontology annotation, biological process: regulated exocytosis.
CUCAGCUGUUUCCUCAACCGUCCAUAGGUAAAAGUUUUUCUCUGUCGCGCUACACUAACUUAUCUACUUCUAUGUAGCGCAUCAAAACGUUUCUAGACAUUAUUCAAAGGCCCACUCGUCCAAACCUCCGUAGGUCUCAGCCAUGUCUCUAUCGGACCAGAGCCAACAGUGGUAUCCCACCAGCGUACAGGUAACUGUGCUUCAGGCAAGAAGCCUGAGGAUAAAGGGAAAAAAUGGCACCAACGACGCAUACGCCAUCAUGCAAGUAGCCAAGGAUAAAUUCGCUACAUCGGUGGCAGAAAAGAGUGUGGUACCGGUGUGGAAAGAGGAGGCCACGUUCGAGCUGCCGCUCUUCCACAACGGUAACACAGAGAAGUGUACGUUGCAUGUCCACGUAAUGCACCGGGCUCUCGUGGGAUCGGACAAGUUGCUCGGGCACGCAGUCAUCAACCUGUUGGAGCUCAGCGAGGUUAAAUCCCGCAAUAAGACUGAAUGGCAUAAGCUGUUGGAUAAGGCAGGCAAGCCAGACAAAGACAGGGGAGAGGUGCUGGUGGACAUCCAGUUUAUGAAGAACAACCUGACAGCCAGCAUGUUCGACCUCUCUGCUACAGACAAGCCGCGCUCCCGCCUGGGCAAGUUCAAGGACAAGGUUCGAGGGAAGAAGAAGGAGGGUCUGUCGGACUCAGCGUCUGCCGUGGUGCCGUCCUUCACCCAGGUUCUGACGGACAGCGAGGGAGAGGGGGAAGGGGAGGGAGGUGCAGACAAAGAAGAGAAAAAGAAGAAAAACAAGCUGAAGUCUCUGUUUUCCUCCAAGUCUAAUCUGCAGCGUCACGGACUGUCUCAAUCCAUGUCUGUCCUGGGCCCUCUGCCGGAGAAGGACUCCUCACUGAGUGGCAGCCCCUCAGGCCUCAACGAGGACUCCUCUGAAGGUAAAAAUAAAUUCAAGUUUCUGACCCAUAAGCGCACAGGCAGUUCCGACAGUAAGGCUUCUCAGGGCUCCCUGUCUCUAGGGCGCUCUAAGAUCCAUGCCCCGCUUGCAGAGCAGAGUAACCUGUGCAUCAACGGCAGCCACUUGUACACAGAACAUCCCCAUCCCCGGAGCGCACGCACCGGCUCCACCUUCAGCCUUGCCAGCUCAGGCCACGGUUCCAUGGAAGACCUACGCAGGGCCCAGGGCCGUAAGAGCUCCAGCACCUCCAUGGACUCUCUCACGGCCCUGAAGCAGCCCUCACCCUGGGCAGAGGGGGAGAGCAGCAGGGCAGAGGAGGAUGAGGAGGAGGAAGACAGAGUUAAGAUGGAUGAGAUGAAGAGAAAGGAAGAGCAAGAGAGAAAGAAGUUAGAGGAAGAGAGGAUGAGGAAGGAGGAACAAGAGAAAAGGAGGAUUGGGAAGGAGGUAGAAAGACUUAGGUUUGAGGAGGAAGAGAAAACAAGGAAGGAGGAGCAGGAAAACAGAAAGAGGAUGGAGGAGGAGGAAAAGAUUAGGGUUGAGGAGGAAAGUAGAAUGCUGGAAGAGAGGAAGAGGAGACUGAAGGAGGAGGGAGAGGAGAGGGUAAAGAAGAAAGAACAGGAAAUGAUUAGGUUACAGGAGGAACAAGAGAGGUGGGAAGAAGAGGAAAGGAUGAGGCGAGAAGAGCAUGAAAGAAUGAAGAGGGAGGAUAGACUGAGGAAGGAGGACGAGAGGAAAAUGAGGGAGGAGGAAAGAUUGAAGAGGGAGAAAGAGGAGAGGAUUAAGGAGGAGGAAGAAAGGAUUAGGAGAGAACAAGAGGAAGAUAUGCAAAGAAGGGAGGAACGGCAGAGGAAGAUGAGGGAGGAGGAAGAAAGACUAAGGAUGGAAGAGGAGAUGAGGGAGGAAGAAGUAAGAGUGAAGAGAGAGCAGGAUAGGCUGAGAGAGGAGGAGAGAAGAGUGAGGGAGGAGGAAGAAAGAGUGAGGAAGGCCGAGGAGGAAGAUAGGCUGAGAGCGGAAAUGGGGAUAAAGAGGACAGAGGAGGAGGAAAGAAUUAAGAGGGAUAGGCUGAGAAAGGAGGAAGAGGAGAGUAAGAUCAGGAAGCAGGAAGAGAGGAUAAGGAUAUUAGAGGAGGAGAUGUUGAGGAAGGAUGAAGAGCAGAGGAAGAUCAGGGAGGAGGAAGAGAGGAUAAGGAGAUUAGAGGAGGAGAUGUUGAGAAAGGAGGAAGAGGAGAGGACGAUUAGGGAGGAGGAGGAGAGGAUAAGGAGAUUUGAGGAGGAGAUGUUGAGGAAGGAUGAAGAGGAGAGGGAGAUCAGGGAGGAGGAAGAGAGGAUAAGGAGAUUAGAGGAAGAGAGGAUAAGGAGAGUAGAGGAGGAGAGGCUGAGGAAGGAUGAAGAGGAGAGGAAGAUCAGGGAGGAGGAAGAGAGGAUAAGGAGAUUUGAGGAGGAGAGGCUGAGGAAGGAGGAAGAGGAGAGGAAGAUCAGGGAGGAGGAAGAGAGGAUAAGGAGAUUUGAGGAGGAGAUGCUGAGGAAGGAGGAAGAGGAGAGGAAGAUCAGGGAGGAGGAAGAGAGGAUAAGGAGAUUUGAGGAGGAGAUGUUGAGGAAGGAGGAAGCAGAAACAAUGAGGCUUGAAGAAGAAAGGGGCAAUGAACAGGAGAGGAGUGAUAAGGAGCAGAAAGAAAGAUUUAGGGUAGAGGAAGAAAAUAUGAAAACAGAGGAGUUGAGACAGGAAGAGAAAAGGAGAAAUGCACAGAUGGAGGAAGAGCAAAGGCGUGAGGAGGCGAGGGCACCGUUGGAGGAAGUUGAGAAGCAGAUGGAGCAGUAUAGCGAGGCAAAGGUCACCGUGUGCAAUAAUCCUUUUGAGGAAGUCUCUCCCACCAGUUCAUUUGAUGACAGCUCUUCAAAUAAUCUGUUUGAGGAGAACCCUAUGACCACUACUGGACCCAUCAGCUGCCGGAUAAAUAAAGUAUCAGCAGUCAAGCCAAGACCCUCUUCAUGGGGGAACCCUUCAAAGCCUGCUAUAUCUUCCAACCCCUUCUUAUCGUCCUCGUCUCCUGAACUGGAGAGUUCUAUGGACUCCCCCAGAGGCGCAAGGGAAAAUAGAGAUGCUAUUGACCCGUCUGCUAAUCUGAUGGAGAAGAAAGACCCUGCCCCUGUGGCUCCCAUCAAUCAGCCCUGGGCUCGUAAGGACAACUGGUCUAGUAAAUCUCAUUGUGCCACACCUACCCUCGCUAAAACAAAGCCAACAAAACCGCCCCCUCCCCUCAGAUGUCAAUCUUCCACGGCAUUGGUGGGAAGUGGGGAUGACCAGGGGAGUGUUAGUGGUAAGGACCAUUCCAGUGUCAGACAGGAUAAGGGCCCUGCUCCACUGCCUCCAGACAACCAGCGAUGGGCUCAUAAGGACAACUGGCCCAGUAAGUCCAACCCUGGUUCUGCCACUCCUACCCUCACCCAAAAAACGCCAACAAAACCGCAGCCUCCUCCAAGACGCCACUCUGCCACGUCAUUGGUGGGAAGCGAACAUGACCUGCACUUAAAUGAGAGUGUUAGUCAGGGUGAUUCCGGUGUCAGGGGGGACAAGCGUCCUGCUCCACUGCCUCCUGACAGACCAAACCAGGCUCCAAGCCAGAUACAGAGGGACCAGAGUAUGGCCAGUGUGAAUCGGGGACAUAAGGACAGAGUGGAUGCCUCCAUGUCCAAAGUUUCUCAACGUGUGGUACAGAUGAUCACGCCACUGAGAUCUUCCUCCACAGCUACAACAGAGCACAUCAGUGGAGGCCAGAGCUCUACCCACCAUGGGAACCAAGCAGAGGAACCCAUGCCAUCAGCCACUGGGGGGUUGGUGGUUGCAAAACACAAUAAAGGUCCAGCACCCUCCAGGCCCCAGCACCUUCCAGGGAAGACAAUGCCAACUCCAACAGUUGAUGUGUUAGAUGAGCAAUCAAAUACUGAGGAACAUGACUCUUCGGUUGAGUUUGGUCCAAAUAAUCCCUUUGCAGAAGACUGCAGAAUGGAGAAGUCCUCUGGAUGUGGUGUAGAACAGAGUCUAACUGGUGAGCGCCAGGGGAGCCCGGACUCUCACAUUCAACAGAGUUGUACCUCCACAGAUGCAGAUCUAGGUCCGUUUCAGAAGCGUGUGGUUGGGGACACAACUGAGCUUCCAACGCCAGAUGCUCUGCCAGCCGAGGAUGUCUCCUGUCCCACCAAAAGCACAUCAGCGAAGCGGGCCCGUGCUCCCUUGCCUCCAGUGAAGAUGACAUCCACCUUUAGAGAGGAGGGAGCUGGUAAACAGAGUUCUGGAAAACUACAAAGCCCAGAGGCUCCCACUUCGAGUAAGCUUUCCUCAGGUAACUGGGUAAAAAAGCAGAAUGGCGGGGUGGGUGUGGCACUACCAUGUGUUACACUUGCCCAGCCCCCAUGUUUCCCAUCACCUGCCCCCUCCUCCAUACCCCACCCCGAGCCCCUGAAGGGAUCAGGGAGCAGGAGAGACUGCCCUCCCCAGACAACAAGCUCUGUCCCUGGCCAGAAGACCCUGCUUCAUGCUGGAGCUCUGCCCUCCAUUACAGAGCAGAACAGUGGAGAGGAGGCAGGAGGGAGAGGGGACAGGUCUGCCUCAAGCACACGCAGGCCACACCCAGUAAAGCCCUUGAGUUCCCUGGAAAACCAGCCAGCUUCUAACAUCCAUGAGGGACAGGCUGGCAAAUCUACAGGGAUCCUCGGUGGCCUUCAAGAGAAGAUAAAGGUCAAAGACACAGGGGUCAAAGGUCCCUACUCCCAGCUGACCCAGGAAGAGCUGAUCUCCCUGGUGCUAAAGCAGCAGGAGCAGCUCUCCAAAAGGGACGAUAAGAUUAAGGAGCUGGAGCAGUACAUUGACAACCUGCUGGUGCGCAUCAUCGAGGAGCAACCCAGUAUCCUGAUGACCAUGAACUCACUCAAAUGAGUGUUCCUAAUCAUUCAGAGUAGGGCUUUACUAAAAUGUGUAUCUUCCUCAAUGCACAUGUAUUGGGCUGGUUGAAUAUUUCAGUCUGAAUUCACCUGACACCCAUGUACAGUAUACCAUACCAAGCACUGGCUUUCUGUUUCUACUGAACAGGUGCACUUUUGUUCAUUACAUUUUGAUUGUUGACUAUUUGAUUGCUCAUUACAUUUUGACUGAAUGAUUUUGUAACUUUAUGGUGUGUAAAGACAGUCAGUAUAAGAACAACAAAGCACAAGUUUAAAUAGGCCCGUGGGAAGUUGCCUUAUGUUUUUGACAGUUUGAUUUUUCUUAGUAAUUAAUGUUUUGAUUUUCUUGCGAUGAGUAUGAUAUUCUAUGAAUGUUUUGAUUUUCUUGAGCGGAGUAUCAUAUGAAGGUUAAAUCCAGUGCAAUCACACUGAAGAAUGAAUUGAAUAAUACAUAAUGAAAGCUCCAAUAGAACAGUGGAGUUUGCAUAUUUGGUAACACUUUAUGUAAAGCAGACAGACUGGUAUAAUAUGGUGUCAUACAUGCUUAUGACAAGUAUUACAAUGAAUUAUAAUCACAUAAUUAGUCAUACCUGUUGGUAAAGUGUUUGUAUUGCUUGUCUAUGAGGUACAUAUAUUAUUCCCUGAUACUGUAUAACUCGUAUAAAUGUUGUACAUAUUGAGAUGUUCUUUUCCUAUUGUCAUGUUGAAUCACUUUGAGGAGGAAAUAAUUGAUAAGUUGCUAGUCUUAAGAGAUAAACAUGGAUUGAAAAUUAUUAC